Messenger RNA from Capsaspora owczarzaki ATCC 30864, 744 nucleotides. RefSeq lists its product as hypothetical. NCBI's taxonomy places the organism in Eukaryota, Filasterea, Ministeriida, Capsasporidae. The record is from RefSeq and is a predicted model, not a curated record. The transcript has a single exon. Bases 1 to 744 code for a protein of 247 amino acids.
AUGGGCGCUGCGCCGCCGCCUGAGUGGGUGGCCCAGAACACUCAGCGCGCAAUCCGGCAGUUGACCACCCUUGACACCGAAGUCGCGCGGCAAUACUGGUCUCGAGGAGUUCGAGAUGUUCUUAUUACUCUCCACGACGUCGUUGAGCUCCCAAGGGACCUUGUCGCUCUCAACCUCGGUGAGCCGGUGUCACACCAACCCUUCAUCAAGCACUUGCACCGACAAAGAGCCCGCGAGUAUGUGCAAAACCUUAGGAAAAUGUUGGAAACUGGAACCUCGCAGUUGCAGCUCCGUGGCAUUAUCCGCGCCCUUCAGCCGCAGGUCACGAUGGCAACUCCACCUCGAGACCCACCGAGCACAUUGAAUUCGGAAAUCCUUGCAAAUCUCUGGCCGUCCGAUGUGUUUGAAGUUGUCGACGUGUUCCAGUCCAUCUUCACUCCGAGGCUCCGUGACGACAUUACCUAUUUCGCGGUCGCGCUCGGCCGUUCGAGCGGAUCUCUGGACUAUUGUCUCUCCGCGCCUCUGCCACCCAGCGAAUUGAUUUCGCUUAAGGUGCAACGCGAGUGCGUUGAGGCAGCGCAGGCUAUGCUGCAGCAAGUCGACCAAGAGUUACUCGAACGCGGUUAUGUGGAUGUCCUACCUGGUUCCCUUUUCCAGAUCUCGGCCACGCCUUCGGCAAUGGUCGAGCAAGGGAUGACCAGUGGCAUGCCACUUCGCAUUGGCACUCUGGGUGUUGUGGUCUAA